UGUCAUCGUGCCAUUCUCGAGGAUAGUUGGACACUGCGCAUCGAGCGAACAUGAUAAAGUUUCUGAUACUAUUCCUUGGCAUUUACGGGGCAUUGGCGGCUCCUCACGCACCCCACGUGAAUCAUGAUCUUCAUCUGGAUAAUAAUACGGAAGUGGUUGACGAACAGCUUCCUGGUACGGAGAACCUCAAUGAAAAGGCGCUUCCGAUAUCUCAUUUAUUUGCCACGGAAUCGAGUAAUCUGCCGCCAAGGAAUAAUCUGGCGGAAAGAUCUCAGGUGCCUCAAAAACUUCCCGGGACGGGAAAUCUGGCGGAAAAACGAAUCCCCGAUGUUGUUCUGAAGAGAUUAUUCCAGCUAUCUGAUAAGUAAAAAAAAAAGAAAAUCUGGUGAAAGAUGUAAUAGCUCCUUCAUAACCGUUUAAAUAUAUUUAACUGUUGUUCCUGGCGUUUAAAUAAGUCCUGGAUAAUCCAAUCUGCAUAAAUCUUUUUUGCCAAAUAUAUUGAAGAAAGAAACACUUUUUUAUAUCAGAAAUGUUUUCUUGUAAAAAGAAGAAAAGAAUCUUUCAGAUAAUUGACCAUCAUAUAACGAUUAUAUCAUUAAUGUGAUGAUUAAAAUAUAAUAUAUGUAUAUAUGUAGAUCAUAUUAAUAACAUAGAAAGUAUAAACAAGAUACAAAUUAUCGAAAUCACGAGUUAAUAUAUUCUAUUGAUCAUAUGAUUUAUUUUAAAAUAAAUGAUUUUUGCAUUAUAAAAAGUUGACAUAGUUAAUCAAUUAUUUUUGGCAAAACUUAGCCUCUUAAAAUAAUUACGAUAUCAUUUCAUCGCGAAAAAUGUAUGUAUGUAUUAUAAUUACAUCGAUAAAUUAUUGUUAUUAAUCUAUUUGAGUUAUAUAUUUAUUAGAAAAUAACUUUGGGUUAUUACGCGAGAACAAUGUAAUUUCUACCGAUAAAACGAUUCGCAAGCGAAUAAAUUCUCGAGGAGAAAAUAUGCAUUUUACAUUUUUGUCGCUCUUCUAUUAUCGUAUCUAUUAGUAUUUUGCGGGAUUAUUAUUAUUACUUGCACUAGAAUAGCAAUUGUAUAGACAAAGGAAUGGAUAUUAUGCGUUUAAUGUUUAGUUUGAAAGAAAAAUAAAGAAAUGCAUUUUAUAUUAAAAAUACAAUUAUGUCAUUCCA
Formica exsecta is the source of this 1169-nucleotide messenger RNA. RefSeq lists its product as uncharacterized. Bases 51 to 368 code for a protein of 105 amino acids. Lineage: Eukaryota; Metazoa; Arthropoda; Insecta; Hymenoptera; Formicidae. The transcript is spliced from 2 exons. The record is from RefSeq and is a predicted model, not a curated record.